GCGCGCGGGGAGGAGAGAGCGACGUUUACCUGGAGGACACGCGCGCCAGUUACGCAGCAGGCUGCUCCGGAGCGCAGUCCAUCGAUUUAACUUGCGCACGCGGUCAUACUGUCAUCAAUAUUAUCAACAAUAUCCAUAUUUAAUGUGCAGCCAGGGAGAAGAGCAGAGCGGGAGCGGCGCGGUCUGAUCUCACGUCCGUGUCCGUUUCUGAGUGCCAGCCUCCGGGGAAAGUUGGAGUAGGCUACCGGUAACGGACGGGAGCGCCUGGAUGUUUUAACGCUUCACGUGCACGGAGGAGCCGGACGACACCGAGGGAAGGGGGUGUUUCUCCGGAUAAAACCGUGGAUACUCCGGAACACUCUGCUCCAGCGGAAUAUGUUGUCCUCUCCGCGGACUCCGUGAAUACUUCACCGUGUGUGCAGAGGGGGGGUCCAGGCUGCCCGGUCGGUGGUCCUGGUUCCAGGGGUCUUUUCCCCAGCACUACCGUCUCCAGGGGUUUUUUCCCCGGUAGGACCGUCUCCAGGGGUCCUUUUCCUGGCAGUACCGUCUCCAGGGUUCUAUUCCCCGGUGGUAGGCUACCGUAUCCAGGGGUCUUUUCCCGGUAGGACCGUCUCCGGGGGUCUUUUCCCCGGUAGGACCGUCUCCAGGGGUCUUUUCCCCGGUAGGACCGACUCCAGGGGUCCAGGCUGCCUGGUCGGUACCGUCUCCAGGAGUCUUGGCUCACUCCACCAUGUCGGCGACAGCUUUAUGGGUUCCCUGCGUAGAAAGGGAACGAGAGAGGGAGUGAGAGACACCGGGAGAAGAAACGGGGGGAACCGGACCGGGAGCGCGGGAGACCGGGUCUGUUCUUUGUGAUUUGUGGAUUACUACCGGACGCGAAAUGAUCCUGAUCAUCACUUUGGUGUUUGUGUUGGAUGUGUGUGUGUGCGACUCGGAGCUGGGCUCCCCCGGCUGGAGGGAACCCCUGGACUGCGUCCGGGCGUCCGAGCUCUGCAACCAGAACAGCCAGUGCAGCUCCCGCUACCGCAUCAUGCGCCAGUGCCUGUCGGGGGGGGACAGGGAGCGCAGCGCCAUGCUGGCCUCCAGGGAGUGCCAGGGGGCGCUGGAGGUGCUGCAGGACUCUCCGCUGUACGACUGUCGCUGCAAGAGGGGAAUGAAGAAGGAGCUGCAGUGUCUGCAGAACUACUGGAGCAUCCACAUGGGCCUGACGGAGG
Etheostoma cragini (Arkansas darter) is the source of this 1214-nucleotide messenger RNA. RefSeq names its product GDNF family receptor alpha-2-like. Gene Ontology annotation, molecular function: signaling receptor activity. Gene Ontology annotation, cellular component: signaling receptor complex; external side of plasma membrane. Gene Ontology annotation, biological process: nervous system development. NCBI's taxonomy places the organism in Eukaryota, Metazoa, Chordata, Actinopteri, Perciformes, Percidae. The transcript is spliced from 2 exons. The annotation marks the transcript as partial. The record is from RefSeq and is a predicted model, not a curated record.